Vicugna pacos (alpaca) is the source of this 1108-nucleotide messenger RNA. It is a transcript of the gene NUTF2, whose product is annotated as nuclear transport factor 2. Gene Ontology annotation, biological process: nucleocytoplasmic transport. The record is from RefSeq and is a predicted model, not a curated record. NCBI's taxonomy places the organism in Eukaryota, Metazoa, Chordata, Mammalia, Artiodactyla, Camelidae.
GUCCUCUGAGGCGGCGGCCAGGGGAACACAGAGACAGUCAGGAGCCUAUCCUGGGCGUUCCUUGCCCGUGGCGGACGCACCGGACCGCGCCGGGGCCGGGCCUUUUUCUCUAGUCUGGACCACCCAGAUGGGGCUCUCCGGGCCCCGCCCCGUCUGGCCUAGACGGGCCUGCCCGAGUCCCUCAAAGUCUGCAGGCAGGCUAGCGGGCCGACCCCAGGCCUACGUCCUGCCGCCAGCCUGAAAAGGAUCCGGGGAUGGGCAAGCUCCACCCGGCUCACUCUGGAGUCAGCAUUGGGUCUCAACGAGGCCGGGUGACGCUCCAGAAUGGGAGACAAGCCAAUUUGGGAGCAGAUUGGAUCCAGCUUCAUUCAACAUUACUACCAGUUAUUUGAUAACGACAGAACCCAGCUAGGCGCAAUUUAUAUUGAUGCGUCAUGCCUUACGUGGGAAGGACAGCAAUUCCAGGGGAAAGCUGCCAUUGUGGAGAAAUUGUCUAGCCUUCCGUUCCAGAAAAUCCAGCACAGCAUCACAGCGCAGGACCAUCAGCCCACACCAGAUAGCUGUAUCAUCAGCAUGGUUGUGGGCCAGCUCAAGGCUGAUGAAGAUCCCAUCAUGGGGUUCCACCAGAUGUUCCUAUUAAAGAACAUCAACGAUGCCUGGGUUUGCACCAAUGACAUGUUCAGGCUUGCCCUGCACAACUUCGGCUGACCUCCUCCCAGCCAGGCACUCAUGCUGUUUCCUCCUCCCUCCUCUUCCUGAUACUAUUCACACUCCUCCAGAUGCUCCAAAUAUCAUACACAAAUGAGCAGGACCACGGUAGGAGUGGGCGCAGUGCGCUACUGCUACCGAGGUAUUGUGCAUGAUGUUUGGACGCUAGACUAGUUGCAUCUGACAGGAGAAGUUUGUGUUGUACCAGCGCAUGCCUUGGAAAGACUUAAGUAAUGCAAAAGGUUGUCUUUUUUUUUUUUUAAUCUACUGACAAGUUGCUCUAGUAACCCAAAGAAGUGAAGGAGAAAGCAGCUGCCUCACCGCCCAGAUAUUGAUUUGUUCAGAUGUUUCAAUGCCUCAUGAUACAAUAAAACCACGAAAAUUUUCGUAACAGUUUAAA